This is a messenger RNA of Aspergillus niger, 318 nucleotides long. RefSeq lists its product as hypothetical. Lineage: Eukaryota; Fungi; Ascomycota; Eurotiomycetes; Eurotiales; Aspergillaceae. Bases 1 to 318 code for a protein of 105 amino acids. The record is from RefSeq and is a predicted model, not a curated record. The transcript is spliced from 3 exons.
AUGCCCGAAACAGACACAUGGUUGGGCAUUUAUAAUGAAAGACGAACCAUCUACGUCACUCAAGAAGAUGAUCGAUUUCAGGCCGACAGGAGACAGCCGGCGGGGAUAAAGACUGGUAAUACAUGCCAGCCCACAUGCAUAGAAUUAGUAUACGGGAACGAUACAGUGAGACUUGUUCAGUCCUUAUCGCAACCCAGCGGAGUGGGGCCAAGCAGAGCUGCAGGGAUCGCAUCACAUGACAGCGUCGGGCUUGGUAAAAGCGGCAAGACACUAGCCUAUACCAGGAAGGGGAUGAUGUACUCAGCUGUUCGUGCUUAG